This is a messenger RNA of Belonocnema kinseyi, 1279 nucleotides long. Its product is annotated as glycerol-3-phosphate phosphatase-like. Gene Ontology annotation, cellular component: cytoplasm. The coding region runs from base 226 to 1158 and encodes 310 amino acids. Lineage: Eukaryota; Metazoa; Arthropoda; Insecta; Hymenoptera; Cynipidae. The record is from RefSeq and is a predicted model, not a curated record. Gene Ontology annotation, molecular function: phosphatase activity. The transcript is spliced from 5 exons.
UCAAACAAAGUCGUCUCUGAAUUUCUGAUUUGGUGGAAAGUCAAAACUCGAAAUUAACAAAUAAUUAAAAAGUGAGGUUAGGUUUUUACUGCCUUGGUUAGAAGUUUUAAAAAUCCGUGAAGUGGAAAAAUUUACUUCUUCACAACAAAAAAUCGAAAGGAAGCCGAUUUUUCAGGUUAAAAUAAGAAUAUUAUAUAACCGAGUUAACAAAAGUUCUGCAAACAAAUGUCUACCACGUAUUUAAAAUCCUUGAGUGAUGAGCAAAUAAGAGAAUUUUUGGAUUCUUUUGAUACCAUUUUAACAGAUUGUGAUGGAGUUCUAUGGUUGAACGUGCAGAAAUUGUUCAAAACUUCAGACGUCUUGAACACUUUUCGCAGUCUGGGGAAAAAAAUUUUCUUUGUGACAAACAACAGCCUCCAAACUACGAAGCAAUUUGUCGAAAAAUGCAAAAACAUGGGCUUUAUCGCCGAGGAAGAGGAUAUGCUUUGUACUUCACUACUGGUUGCAACUUAUCUCAAAGAGUUGAACUUUAAAAAGAAAGUCUAUAUUGUUGGCAGCGAGGGAAUAGCAAAGGAAUUGGCAGCUGUCGGUAUAGAAAGUUUUGGUUGGGGUCCAGAUGUUUUAAACGAUAUUUCUGAAGUUCCGAAAAUAAAAAGAGACCCUGAAGUGGGUGCAGUUAUCAUUGCUUUUGACGAGCAUUUGAGUUACCUCAAAAUGGUGAAAGCAGCCACAUAUCUGAGGGAUGAAAAUUGUCUUUUUAUCGCUACAAAUAUGGAUGAAAAUUUUCCUGGGGAGGUAUUCAUGUACCCAGGAACUGGCGCAUUCGUCCGUUUUGUGGAGACCUGUGUCGAUAGAAAACCGAUCAUCCUGGGAAAACCAGAACCCUACAUGAGCAGCAUUAUUAAAAAAACUUACAACGUUGAUCCGAAACGAACUUUAAUGAUUGGAGAUCGAGCAAAUACCGACAUUCUUCUGGGGACUCGUUGUGGUUUUAAAACACUUCUGGUUCUUUCUGGUGUAACUUCUUUGAAAGAUUUGGAAACAUGGAAAAAUUCUGACGUCCCAGAGGAAAAAGAGUGGCUUCCUGAUUUUUACACGGACCAAUUGGGAGACCUUCUCCCUUUUCUAGAAAAGUACAAAGCAGAGAAAAGUACUUAAUGAAAGUACAAGUGACUUAAAUCAAAUUUAUUCCAGUUGAAUUUAACCAAUUUUUAUAAGAUUAUUUGCAAUUUCUUAAAAGCGAUAUACUUUAGUUUGUAAAAAAUUAAUUAAUAAAAAA